This is a messenger RNA of Pezoporus occidentalis (night parrot), 1834 nucleotides long. It is a transcript of the gene ATF7, whose product is annotated as activating transcription factor 7. Gene Ontology annotation, molecular function: DNA-binding transcription factor activity, RNA polymerase II-specific; cAMP response element binding. The record is from RefSeq and is a predicted model, not a curated record. Gene Ontology annotation, biological process: regulation of transcription by RNA polymerase II. The coding region runs from base 350 to 1792 and encodes 480 amino acids. NCBI's taxonomy places the organism in Eukaryota, Metazoa, Chordata, Aves, Psittaciformes, Psittacidae. The transcript is spliced from 11 exons.
UUCCAACCCAAAGCAUUCCAUGAGCAUCAUCCCCAAGUUGCAGAUGGUGCCACUGAGACGCACAAAAAUCCUUUGGCCCUCUCAGAAUCAAUGCUGGGCCUUAGUGGGAGCCCAGGCAUGGAAAACUCCAGCUCUUUUCUCCAGCUGGGCUCUCCAAAGUCUAAUUCAAACUUGGCUUGGAUUAAUCCCUCUUCCUCAAUCGUGCACAAAGAAACCUCCUUCCCUGCAUCAUUCAUCAGUGCCCUCCCUGCAAAGAGCAGCUUCUGCUCUUGGUAUUUGAAUUUUGGGAGCUUAUUUAACAAUUUCCUCUUCUUUUUUCUCUCCACAGCUUGACUCAGCUGCAUGAAAUAUGGGUGACGACAGGCCGUUUGUGUGCAAUGCCCCCGGCUGCGGACAGAGGUUUACAAACGAAGACCACCUGGCUGUUCAUAAACACAAGCAUGAGAUGACAUUGAAAUUCGGCCCCGCUCGGACCGACUCAGUCAUCAUCGCAGAUCAGACUCCGACCCCGACUCGGUUCUUGAAGAACUGUGAAGAAGUGGGACUCUUCAAUGAACUGGCCAGCUCCUUUGAGCACGAGUUCAAGAAAGCUGCAGAGGAUGAUGAGAAAAAGAGUGCUGGAGCCCUGGACAUGUCUCUGCCCUCCACCCCAGACAUCAAGAUAAAGGAGGAGGAGCCGGUAGAGGUGGACUCAUCCCCACCAGACAGCCCUGCCUCUAACCCACAGUCGCCACAGAACAAGGAGAAGGAGAUCACCUCCAAGCCUGUCAUCAUUUCUACACCUACUCCAACCAUCGUGCGACCCGGCUCGCUGCCCCUCCACUUGGCUUACGACCCGCUCCACCCUACGCUGCCUUCCCCAACCUCUGUCAUCACCCAGGCUCCCCCUUCCAACAGACAGCUCGGGUCUCCCACAGGAUCCCUGCCCCUUGUCGUGCAGCUUGCAAAUGGACAGACCAUGCCCGUGCUCCCAGGCCCUCCCGUGCAGAUGCCUUCUGUUAUAUCGCUGGCUCGGCCGAUGUCCAUGGUGCCAAACAUUCCCGGGAUUCCUGGGCCGCCCAUCAACAGCAGCGGGUCCAUUUCCCCGUCAGGACUUCCAGUGCACUCUGAAGCCAAAAUGAGGCUGAAGGCCAGCUUGGCGGCGUCUUCCUCACUGAACGGCAGCAACCUGGUGGUGGGCUCAGCCAGCACGAUGGUGACCGCACGUCCGGAACAGAGUCAGAUCCUUGUCCAGCACCCUGAUGCCCCUUCCCCAGCUCAACCACAGGUUUCCCCAGCCCAGCCCACCCCCAGCACCGGCGGGCGGCGGAGGCGCACGGUGGAUGAAGACCCGGAUGAGCGCCGGCAGCGGUUCCUGGAGCGGAACCGGGCAGCAGCCUCCCGCUGCCGUCAGAAACGCAAGCUCUGGGUGUCCUCCCUGGAGAAGAAAGCUGAGGAGCUCACGACCCAGAACAUCCAGCUGAGCAAUGAAGUUACGCUACUGAGGAACGAAGUUGCUCAACUCAAGCAGCUCCUGCUGGCUCACAAGGACUGCCCCGUCACUGCACUACAGAAGAAGACACAGGGCUAUCUUGAAAGCCCAAAGGAGAGCUCGGAGCCCACGGGCUCCCCUGCUCCCGUGAUCCAGCACAGCUCCGUGACGGGCUCUCCCAACGGGCUCAGCGUGCGCUCGGCAGCAGAAGCCGUUGCCACCUCGGUGCUGACGCAGAUGGCGAGUCAAAGGACAGAACUGAGCCUGCCGGUCCCGUCACACGUCAUCAUGGCCCCACAGUCCCAGUCUGCUGGCAGAUGAUGUCCCAGCCUGGGGCGUGUGACACGGAGCUCCCCGCCGACA